Messenger RNA from Naumovozyma dairenensis CBS 421, 1059 nucleotides. It is a transcript of the gene SAM37, whose product is annotated as SAM complex subunit SAM37. Lineage: Eukaryota; Fungi; Ascomycota; Saccharomycetes; Saccharomycetales; Saccharomycetaceae. The record is from RefSeq and is a predicted model, not a curated record. The transcript has a single exon. Gene Ontology annotation, cellular component: SAM complex. The coding region runs from base 1 to 1059 and encodes 352 amino acids.
AUGUCUGCUACAACUACAGCCGUUACUUUUGCUAACAAAUGCGUACUACAUAUAUGGGGUCAUGCCGAUGAGGGGACACCAAGUUUGGUCUCACCUAGUUCUAUCGCCCUUAUUUGGUAUCUAAAUAGUUUACCAAGAGAACUACGUGAUGAUUUUGAAAUUGUAUGUUCCAAUAAUACUGAUUUAUCCAUGACCAAAGAAUUACCAGUUUUGUUCAUAAACUCUCCCAAUGGAAUUGUGACAAGACAGAGAUGCGGUUUCAUUGAUAUCAUAAGGUACAUCGACACACAACAACAAGGACAUAAAAAAACUUCCUCUUCGAACCAGCAAAAUUUAUUAGAGAGCGCUUUAUUAACUUACACAAUGACGGAACUAACUCUUCUGACCGAUUAUCAACUAUAUCUAAAUGGGAAAAAUUAUAGUAAUUUCACGAAUAAGGUCUUUUCCAAAUUGCUCUAUUGGCCUAUGUGGUAUAAUACUCCAUUAAACAAUAGAGCCUUAACAAGGAAAAGAUACUACGUACACGAUUCCCCACAUAAGAUCCUUGAUACAGAGAUGGAAGGGUUCGAGAAUAUACAUAUUGAUGAAAAACAUGAACAUGACCCAUCAAUGGCGCAUUCCAAGACAUUCAAACUGACAAAGUAUAAGAAGAUGCAAAACAAGAAAACGUUACAAAAUUUACAAGAUGAUAUGAACUAUAAUAAGAGAUUCGUUGAAGUUCUUAACGAUUGGUUUGAGGUUGCAAAGGAUGUACCUUCUAUUUAUGAUGGUGAAGGUUCAUGUUCUUCUCCUACUUACCUUUUAUUAUUAGCGAAUCUGUAUAUUCAAAUGGAAUUACCAAACGGUAGUAAGAUUAAAGAAUAUUUGUCAUCUGUCGAGCAUUGGGAUAAGAUAAGUAAUGAUUUGGAAUAUUUGAAAACGAGCGGCUACGGGGAAAUGAUAAUACAAAAAGAUGGCAGCAUUGAUAGGAAUGGAGGCUUACAAUUACAGCCAGCUAAAUUCAAUGAGCAAGGUAAUAUCAUCACAUCUUUAUACAAUUAUAUCACUUGGUAUUUAUGA